Messenger RNA from Arabidopsis thaliana (thale cress), 3010 nucleotides. Its product is annotated as Ppx-GppA phosphatase. NCBI's taxonomy places the organism in Eukaryota, Viridiplantae, Streptophyta, Magnoliopsida, Brassicales, Brassicaceae. The record is from RefSeq and is marked reviewed. The coding region runs from base 85 to 1701 and encodes 538 amino acids. Gene Ontology annotation, molecular function: hydrolase activity. The transcript is spliced from 5 exons.
CUCAUUAUAGUCUCACAAAUUAAUCAGCUUUGACGCUGAAAUUGUUGUGAAGAUCAUUGUUAAUUAGUUGUGAUUCGAUCGAAGAUGAACUCCAAUCUGCUAUCGAAUCCUAUAUCAUCGGAGGUCUUCACCUCCAUUGAUUUGGGAACAAAUUCUUUCAAGCUUCUAAUAGUCCAAGCUGAGCCUUCCGGUAGAUCUUUCGUUCCAAUCGAGAGACUCAAAGAGCCAGUGGUGUUGUCUCGUGAAUCUCCAACCUCAAUUUCGUCUCAAUCUCAGGCUCGCGCGCUUCAAUCUCUACGGAAAUUCAAAAGUUUAAUUCUCUCGCACCACGUCUCUGGUGAUAGGAUCCGAUGCGUUGCAACGGAAGCCUUACGGCGAGCCGAGAAUCAGGAAGAGUUCGUGGAUGCGGUUUUUGAGGAUGUUGGGCUUAAGGUCGAUGUGCUUUCUGGUGAAGAGGAAGCCAGGUUAGUUUAUUUAGGCGUGCUUCAGUUUUUACCUGUGUUUGAGAAAUCAGUGUUGUGUGUUGAUAUUGGAGGUGGUUCUACUGAAUUUGUGGUUGGUAAGUGUGGUGAUGUCAAGCUUGCUGUUUCUUUAAAGCUAGGUCACGUGAAUUUGACGCAGAUGUUUAUGAAAAAUGGUAUUGGAUUGAAGGAAAUGAGAGACUAUAUUCGUCAUGCGAUUGAUGAGUCUAGGUUAGCAGAAAAAUUGAAUGAAUCAGAUGGUUUUGAGGUUGUUGUGGGAUCUUCUGGAACUAUACGAGCUAUUGAGAAUGCAGUUUUCAGUGGCUAUGGAGCUGAUUUGUGUGAUUUCAAUUUGGAAGGGUAUAAGAGGGACUGGAGAUUUGGUACAAGAGAGCUGAGCAGCGUUGUAGCAAAGCUAUGCAGUGAAGGAGACGAAGAGCUGAUUCGAAGGGAGGGAUUUUUCAAGAGAAGAUCAGAGUUCAUUGUUGCUGGGGCUGUAUUGUUGGAGGAAAUAUUCAAGGCUCUUGGCAUAGAGGACAUGGAGGUCUCAGAGUAUGCAUUGGCAGAGGGUGUGAUUGCUGAUUCUCUGGCCAAAGCUUUUGAUGGAUCAUAUGAUUUAAAUGCUAAUGCAAGAUGGCGAUCGGUCAUGAGGCUUGCCACGCGUUUCAGUGGUAAAAAGCGAAUGACUCAUGCGAUACACUGUGCCAAGAUUGCAAAGGAGAUCUAUCUAGGUUUGAGGAAGUGCAAUGAUUUUAAGGUUAUCUUAGACGAUAAAGAUCUUGAGUAUCUCGAAGCUGCUUGUUUCUUGCACAAUAUCGGAAUCAUCACAGGGAAAAAGGGUUAUCAUAAGCAAUCUUAUCAUAUCAUCAAGAAUGGGGAUCAUCUCCACAGCUACACUGCUGAGGAAAUCGAGCUUAUAGCUAUGCUUGUGAGAUACCAAAGAAAAAAGUUUCCCAAGCUUGAUCGUGCACCUCUUAAGGGCUUCACUGGGGAGGCAAAGCGAAAAUUCAUAAUUUUGUGUUUGAUUACACGAUUAUCAGUUACACUUCAACGGAAUGAGAAUAUGGAUCUCCAAGAAGUUGAAUUUAUUGAAUCUUCCGAGAUCUUCAAACUCGUAAGUACAUCUUUUAAUCAUUCUACUUCCUACACUGAGCAAACCCAUAUAAUAACCAUUUCAAACUCUACAAUCAACCCCGUUGUACCUAGAUUCCCUGCAUUCUUCAUUUCGUUCUUCCAAUGAAAUUAAUGGUAUGCUGAUCACCUCUUAGUCAAUUUAUUUAAAUCUUGUGAAAAUUUCGAACUUGUUAGUUAAUUUCCUUGCUGGGGAUAAAAUGGAUAUUUCCAUCUCAAUAUCAGUGUCUUAAAUCUUUGUCUCUUCACUUUACUAUGAUUAUUGUUUGUUUGAUUGCAGGUGCUGAAAAGACAACACCAGGAACCGGUAGAGGUUGGUUGUCAAGAUCAAGUAAACAAAAACUCUGAUGAAUCACAACUGGAGAAAGAAGUUGAGCAUUUUAAAAGGGUAAACAUUCAUUAUUACCCAAUAAUUUUGAUCAAUUUCACUUUGGUUAUCAAAUGUUUGAAUUUCAUGCAAUGAACUGUCAGCUAUCAGCAAAUAUCUAUGAUCGAUUAGUAACAGUAAUAGAGACACUGUGGAAACAUUACCUCAACAGCUAAUGUACCAAAGCCUCCAUAUAUAAUUUUCUGGUAUUCGUUUGCUUUGAACUCAGCAGCUAUACAAAAAGGAAAUGGUGAUUGUUUUUCCUUCCUGAAAAUCAAUCAGACGGUUUCUAAGAUCAAUGAGUUAUCGGUAUGACUAAACUGAGGCAACUCUAGCAGGUAUGAGAAACUUUCUCUGCAUCAAAGAUCAAAAGCAUGUUAUAUAACAAGUAAUAACUAUCAUAAACCAUUUCCUCUGUCACGGCAAAACUAAACCUCUACAUAAUUUGGUACAGAGAGUUGUUGGUUUCUUUCCUGGAGUUUUCCGUUGUCCAAUUUGUGAAGUCGAAAAUGUCAGGUGGUCUUUAAUUAUUCAUGAUCUUGCAGUUUUAAACCAGAAACUGAUGGUAAAACUAUGAUUGUACGCAGAUUGAAUUGGUGUAAUGAAAAGAGGUAAUUAAGCAUCUUAGCCAACCCUGACGGACUUGUUGUGUCAAUAAAUUUUUGUCUAACUAUUUGAUUCAACAAAACCUUUUAACACAAGAUUCCCUCUCUCACUUGUACUUUUGUUUGCCUAGAUUUGACUCCAUGUUAACUUUUCCCACUGGAUGUGUGCAUUUGGGUUAUAAGCAGAUGUUGAAACGGUUGCCUUCGAAUCAAGGUCAUCUACACAUGACUGCAGGACCAAGUGAGUGAAGCCGGGGCGGUUGAAGCCCUUGAUUCUCAUCUGAAGAAUGAUACUAUUACCAUGGUAAGGAAGCAACCAAUGACAAUUCUAGUAUCAACUAUUUGCUUUGACAAUUCCAAAAAAAUUAUAUUUAUUUAUAGUAACUCAUUCUGACUAUGUAGUAUAUUGUUUUAUACUUCUAUCAUAAAAAAAUUGAGUUGCGACA